AUGAAAUAAAAUUCUGGAGCACCACCUACCAAAUAAUAACCAUAAUAAUAACAACCUCCAUCAAAAGACCCUCCUAAAACUUCUGGUAAAGCAAAUGAUUAAAAAUAAUAAUAAUCAUAAUAACUACAGCCAAAUUAAUAACCCAAAACUGCCCAUGUUUCUCCACCAAAAAAAGAAACUGUCAAAGCCUCAACUAAUGAUAUUGUAUUUUUAUUAUUUUAUGACAUUUAGGAUCACAUACAAAAGAUGAAGCAAACUAUGAUGGACUUUUAAAAUAAGUAUUUUGAAACUCUGAAAAAUAAACAAGAUUCCAUUUCAUAAAAGGUCAUUUCUUAUCAUAUUCUUAGCUUUCAUUAAGAAAUGCUGAAAGAGUUGAAGAUAAAAUCCUUAAUGCUAUUCGAAAAGGUGUCUUACAAUUAGAAGUAAAUUUAACACUUUAUAUUUUAUAAGAAUUCCAAAUAUAAUUAUGUUGAAGGACACAUGAUGGAUAAAAAAGUCUUAAUUGUAGAAAAAGAAAAAGAUUAAUUGCAAACAAAACUAUAAAAUGUUGAUUCUGAAUUGAAAACACUUAAAAGUCAAAAAAUUAACAAUGCAUAUAGUGCUUAUAGUUAACCAACACUCAAAUUAUAUAUGCAAGAAGAGAAUUUAACUAAAUAAUAACUUGCAUAAGAGACAGUUUAAAAAAUACAAAAUGAAGCAAAAACAAGAAGAGAUAAAACCAAUAAAAUUUUAAGUGAAAAAGAAAGAAAAGAAAAAGAAGAAGAAGAAAGGAAAAAAUAAGAAGAUGCUAUUAAAACGUAAUCAAUUUUUAUUAUUUAUAUAUAGCUAAUAAAUGAAAGAACAGUUACAUGCUAAAUUAAGAGAAAAUAUUGAAGAUUUAAAGGCAAAGUAAAAAUAAAGACUAGAAAAAAUGGAUAAAAUGGAAGAUGAAUAUUUUUAAAGUCUAAAUGAUAAAUUAUAAAAAAUGAAUAAGGAAAGAGCAUUAAUUGCAUCAGUAGAUAUUCCUAAAGUUUAAUUAAAACCUUACAAAAAUGAAGGAUAAAAAAGAGAUAAAAAAAAAAAGACGAGACCUUAAAGUGCUUCUCCAGUUAAUAAAACUUAACAUCCACCUAAAAAAAUUGAAAUAGAAUAACCUUUAUAUAUGAGAGUUUUAGAUAAAUAUAAUAAAAAAAUACAAAAAUAAUAGGAUAUUGUUAAUUAAGAAAGAAAAAAGAAAAUGGAAAAAAACGAUGCUUAUAAUUAAGAAUAUGAAGAACAUAUGAAAGAAUAUUUAAAGAAACUUAAAAUGAAAAAAUUAGAAUAUGAAGAAAAAAGAAUGAAAGCUCUUGAAAAACUAGGUUUGGAAGCUGGAAAAUUUAGUUAGAAUGUAAAUGCAAGUUUUGAUUCAAAACUAUGGUUAUUAUAAGAGUCUAGAGUUAAUAAAUCACUUGAUGAUAUUUCAGUAAUUCCAAAAGAAUCUUUAAUAAAUCAGGCUAAAGAAAAAAAAUAAAAAAUUAUAAAUUAUGAUAAAAAAGUUAAAGAAACUAUUAAAAUAUAAAAGGAUAAAGAAAAAGAAGAAGAAUUAAUGGUCUUAAGAGAUAAAACUAUUCAUCCUGAAAGAUAUAUUAGAAUGGUUAAAAAAAAUGAUAAAGAAUAAGGAAAGGAACCAGAAUUUGAAAUUUUUUAAAGAGAAGAAGAAGCUAGAUAAUAGAAAGAAAGAGAAGCUAAAGAAAAAGAUUUAGAGAAAUUUAAAAAAAUUUAAGAAAAAGCUAAAAAGGAUCUUGAAUAAUCAAUUAUAUUAAGCAAAGUAAAAGAAGAAGAAAAAAAAAAAAAAGAUGAAUUUGAUUAUGAGUAUGAAGAAAGUUUAGCCAGAUAAAAAGGAAAGGAAUAUUUAAAAGAAUUUAAAGAAUUACAUUAAAAAGCUUUAGAAUUAGAAAAGGAAGAAAGAGAAAAAUAAUUAAAAUUACUUUAAGAAUAAUAGAAAAAAAGAAAAUUAGAAUUACCGCAAAUUACUUCUACUCCAAAAAUUGUUAAAAAUUAAACUUUAGGAACAGUAAUUUAAAUUAUAAUAUUAAUAGCUUGAAAGACAUGAUUAUUUAUAAGAAGUUUUAUAAUAAGCUAAAAAAGAAAGAGAAGAUAAAAAAGAAAAAGAAAGAAAGGAAAAAGAAGAAAAGAUUAAAGAAGAAGAAAGAAAGAAAGUAGAGGAAAGACGAAAGAGAGAAGAAGGUCUUGAAUAAUCUCCAAGAAAAGUUAUUAAUUAGGAAGAUUUAGAUGAUGAAUAAAAGGAAGAAUUAAAAAGAAAGAAAUUAGCUUAGCAUAACUAAAAAGUAGAUAAAAUUAAAAAAAAAGUAUACAUUUUAAAAUUAUUUCCAAGUAUAUUGAUGAAAAAACCUAUGGUGAAUCAUCACAAACAGAAAGUUCUUUAAAAAGAAAAGCAGAUUAAGUUAGUAAAUUAGAAAAAUAAACUAAGAGUAUGGAAUCAGUAAAAUAAUAUCAUAUAUUAUAUUAGAUAGCAGAGGCUACUUGGACUACAAAACCAUUAAAAGCAGUAGAGUAGGCAUAAGAAGUAGAUGCUCUUUAUAUUAAGUCAAUUUAAUAAAAAUUAAAUCUAUUAUCAACUGCUUAAAAAGCUUGA
Messenger RNA from Paramecium sonneborni, 2614 nucleotides. The record is from the annotation of a GenBank genome assembly. NCBI's taxonomy places the organism in Eukaryota, Ciliophora, Oligohymenophorea, Peniculida, Parameciidae.